This is a messenger RNA of Phragmites australis (common reed), 1606 nucleotides long. RefSeq names its product probable membrane-associated kinase regulator 2. The coding region runs from base 190 to 1350 and encodes 386 amino acids. The record is from RefSeq and is a predicted model, not a curated record. Gene Ontology annotation, cellular component: plasma membrane. The transcript has 2 exons. Lineage: Eukaryota; Viridiplantae; Streptophyta; Magnoliopsida; Poales; Poaceae.
CGUCCUCCGCCUGCUCAGUGCUCACUGCUCACGCCUCACCUCACCUCACCUCAAAAGGCUCCCCAGACAAGAGUCUUUUUUUUUAGUGUUGAGAGUCAAGUAGGGAGUAGUUGGGCUUGGAACUGAGUGAGCAAGAAGAAUUGACUGUCGAGGAGUCGGGAGCGAGUGAGCUCUGUUCCUCUGUGCGCCAUGGAGUCCUUCAGCUUCCUCAAGUACUUGCGCGGCGGCGCGGUUGCCGGCAACCAGCGCGCGCCUGUGCCCACCACGACCAUAGCUGCGUCGGUGUGUGAAGACGGCGGAGGUGGAGGUACAGGUGGCGGUGGGGACGUUGACGACGCCACCUCCUUCUUCGAUCUUGAGUUCGCGGUGCCCGGCGACGAGAGCGCCGCGUCCGACGCGGAGGAGGAGAGGGUCGAGUUCAACUUUGCCGUCUCUGGCGACGACGUCGCGUCCGGUGGCGAGGUGGUGGCCGUGGACGCGGUGGCGCCGGGCGAGGAACCCGGCGACGGGAAGGACGACGCGGAGGCGGCCGAGGUUGCUCCGCCGCCGGCGUCGUUCCUCCGGCCGGCGACCAAGUUCCGCGUGCUGCUGCUGAAGCUGAGGAAGCCGAAGGUCCCCGUCCCGGGGGAGAGCAACGGUGGCGGCGCACCGGCGGCGAAGGUGAACCGGUUCUUGAUAAAGUUCCGGGUGGACGACGCGCCCCUCGUGUCGCUCUUCACGCGCGACAACAGCUCUCGCAGCUCCGACGCCGGCGCCGGCGCAGACAAGCCCGCGGCGGUCCAGGCAGCGCAGCCCCAGGAUGCGGCGGCAAUCACCGCCGAGGAGCGGCUCUUCGUGAAGGAGGUGCUCCUCAAGUACCUGAACAAGAUCAGGCCGCUCUACGUCAAGGUCUCCCGCCGCUACGGCGAGCGCCUCCGCUUCGCCGGCGCCAGCGAGGGCGAGGAGACGGACGCCGAGCACGAACCUUCCCCUGCGCCUUCCCCCACCCCGUCCCAGCCUCCGUCCUUGGCGGCCCCGGCCCCGGCGCCGCAGCCAGUCGUCGUCGCCUGCGGCGUGCGCGCCCCCCGCGCCAGCGUCCCGGCCGGUCUGAAGCAGGUGUGCAAGCGGCUCGGCAAGAGCCGCUCCGCGUCCUCCGCCGUGGCCGCCGCGCCCUCGCCGCCUCCCCCGUCCACUCCGCAGCCGCAGCGCCGGGAUGACUCGCUGCUGCAGCUGCAGGACGGCAUCCAGAGCGCUAUCGCCCACUGCAAGCGCUCCUUCAACGCCUCCAAAGGGUCCGAGUCGCCGCCGGCGCGGUCCAUGACGAUGAGCGACCCGAGGGACGGGAGGGCCGACACCAACGACGGCGCUUGACGCGGGUCGUCCGAUCCGCUGAUACAAAGAUGAACGGUGAUCAAGUAGUAUUAAGGUAGAUGCUAGUAGUGUUAUUAGCCUCAUGAUGCCGUAUUAAAAAAAAAGCGUGCAUGUGUGCUCUCUUCCUUGUCUUAACGUGGCCAAAAGAUCUGUCUUCCGUGCCGCGAUGAACUCAUAGUUUUAGUACCUACUACGUUCAUGCUCUCUCGAUGUAAAAUAUUGCCCAUCCCCCAUGUGAAAUCGCCUUUCUAGUAAA